UUUCAACCCGACGACAAGCGACGAUGGUUUGAGAUUGACAGUCUCUAAGCUCUUUACUCUCUCAUCCUAUUCCCGAUUCUCUUGCUCUCUCUCUCUUCCUUUCCCCCAAAGUCCUCCCUUUGUCACACAGACAGACAGAGACACACACACAAACACACACAUCAUGACAGCUUUUGAACAACCCCCCGCAUCGCAGCUCCCGCACCUCCGCCGCAGCAAUGGCAACACGCAGCUCAUCGUCAAGGGCAAGCCCUUCCUGAUGCUGUCGGGCGAGCUGCACAACUCGUCCCUCUCGUCGGCCCGCUUCAUGUCCGAGGUCUGGCCCGCCAUGAAGGCCAACCACGUCAACACGCUCCUGGGCGCCGUGACGUGGGAGGACAUCGAGCCCGUCGAGGGCCAGUUCAACUUCGCGGAGCUCGACGCCGUGCUGGCCGGCGCGAGAGAGCACGGCAUGCACCUCGUCCUGCUCUGGUUCGGCACCUACAAGAACGGCAUCUCGACGUACGCGCCGCACUGGGUCAAGCGCGACACGAAGCGCUUCCCGCGCGUCCAGUGCCUCGAGGCCGGCGGCGUCAAGCGGACCAUCGAGAUGGUCACCCCGCUCAGCGAGGAAGGCUGCGCGGCCGACUCGCGGGCCUUUGCCGCGCUGUGCAGGCACCUCGCGCAGGUCGACGCCGAGCACAACACGGUGCUCAUGAUCCAGGUCGAGAACGAGACGGGCCUGCUGGGCGACUCGCGCGACCGCUCCCACCGCGCUAACAAGGCCUUCGCCGAGCCCGUCCCCGAGGCCCUCCUGCGCCACCUGAGCGAGAGGUCGGCCGACCUGCACCCCAAGUUCAAGGCGCGCUUCGCCGACCCGCCGCCGCCGGCGACGGGCGGCGCGCACUACUCGUGGGAGGACCUCUUCGGCGCUGGCGCCUCGGCCGACGAGGCCUUCAUGGCGUACCACAUCUCGUCGUACGUCGGCCGCGUCGCCGCCGCGGGGAAGAAGGAGUACGACAUCCCGUUGUACACCAACACGUGGCUCAACUUUGACGACCCGUCCGACCUCGACCUCCGCGGCGUGCCCAUCGUCGUCGGCGGCGGCGCCGAGCCCGGCGUCUACCCCUCGGGAGGGCCCUGCCCGCACGUGCUCGACAUCUGGCGCUACAACACCAUCUUCACACCGCACAAGUCGCUCGACUUCCUGGCGCCCGACCUGUACUUCCACAACUACGAGGCCGUGUGCCGGGACUACACGGCGCAGGGGAACCCGCUCUUCAUCCCGGAGCAGCGGCGCGACGAGAACGGCGCGCGGCGGGUGUGGCUCUCGUACGGCACCUACGGUGCGUUGGGCGCGAGCCCGUUCGGCAUCGACACGGGCGCCGAGGUCGUCGGCCGCGAGUUCAAGCUGCUGUCGCAGGUGGCGCCGUACCUGCUCGCGGCGCGGCCCGAGGACCGCAUGGGCUUCUUCUUCGACGAGGAGGUCGACACGGCCGGCAAGGGCGAGAGGUGGACGCGGGUCUUUGGCGACAUCGAGGUCAUCGUCGAGCGCGCCUUCGUCUUCGGCAAGCCGGGCCCGGGCGGCGGGCUUGUCAUCCACCUCGGCGGCGCCAAGUUCCUCGCUGUCGGUCGCGGGUUCAACGUCCGCUUCCGCAGCGUGCGCAAGGAGGCGACGUUCACGGGCAUCCUGGCGGCGGAGGAGAAGGAGGUGGGCGAGGACGGCGCGCUGCGGACGCUGAGGGUGCUCAACGGCGACGAGACGCGCAGUGGCGAGUUUCUCAUCAUGCCCAACGACGACCCGGACUACGGCGGGUUCCCCAUCGCCGUGACAGUGCCGGCGCGGACGUGCAUCGCCGAGAUCGAGGCCUACUGGGUCGCCGAGGACGAGGCGGAUCGAUGAGGUUGGUGGUGGUGGUGUUGUGUGUUGGAGAGGGUAAAUUAUCAGGGCCAGCAGCUCGGGAAACAGGUGGUGCCGGUUAUGGCUAGAGGUAUUACGGCCGAUACAUAGAAGACUGUACAAGAAUACGAAUGACUUGACGACAAGGUUGGCUCUCCCUAUCAUGGCUCUUCUGUGGCGCAAAAUACGCCGCAGUCCUAGAAGCUAGACGCUUAGAGUGUCUGUAUAAGGAUUGUGUGGACAUGGGAAGUUAUGACCAGACAGGAGCUUUGAAGGUAUUUAUUUUUUGAGUAACAAACAGAAUAACAUGAAUUUCGUUG
Messenger RNA from Colletotrichum destructivum, 2199 nucleotides. RefSeq names its product Putative glycoside hydrolase, family 42, glycoside hydrolase superfamily. Gene Ontology annotation, molecular function: beta-galactosidase activity. Gene Ontology annotation, cellular component: beta-galactosidase complex. The record is from RefSeq and is a predicted model, not a curated record. Gene Ontology annotation, biological process: carbohydrate metabolic process. The coding region runs from base 164 to 1882 and encodes 572 amino acids. The transcript has a single exon. Lineage: Eukaryota; Fungi; Ascomycota; Sordariomycetes; Glomerellales; Glomerellaceae.